Molecule: messenger RNA, 3494 nt
Organism: Hippocampus comes (tiger tail seahorse)
Lineage: Eukaryota; Metazoa; Chordata; Actinopteri; Syngnathiformes; Syngnathidae
Gene: lrp10
Product: low density lipoprotein receptor-related protein 10
Exons: 11
Coding region: 181-2493 (770 amino acids)
Cellular component (GO): plasma membrane
Molecular function (GO): protein binding; low-density lipoprotein particle receptor activity
Source: RefSeq, a predicted model, not a curated record
AACCACGUGACACUGUAAUCGCUCCCCUUAUGCGUCAUCGUGCUAAAAAAAAAACACGGAAGUUGCUCUGAACUUAAUCAACAAGAACCGAAAGAGAAGGUGACGUCUUCCAGAGCCAAACUUCCAAAUAUGCCACUUCUCUGACUUUUAAAAAUUUUAUCUUUGUACAUUAUCACCACAAUGGUGAACAUCCGCAGUCUCCUGCUUUUUUGCUUCGCUGCAUGCAGCAGCUGGACACGUCUGGCACUUUGUUUCGACCACUGUGGACAUUCCCUUCAAGUGUUGGACAGCGAUGUGGGAGAGAUCAGGAGUUCUGCUUACCACACUUAUUCCUACCGUUUCGGCCCCACGUAUGACUGCUGGACCAUUAAGGGUUCGAUGGGAGAGCCGGUCAUCCUCAGCUUCACCCAGUUUUCAGCUCGGUGCCGGAAGGAAUGGCUGGCCAUCAAAUCAUCCGCCGGUGGCACGCCAAUAGUUUUGUGCGGUUCCAAAUUACCGCUGCCUGUCGAAUUCCCGGGCGGAAACAUCACAGUGGUGCACCAUUUCCUGCCACAUAUCUAUCCCGUGUCGUCAUUUCUCUUGAAUUACGCCAGAGAUCCGUUCUCAGGCGAAUGCCCCGUGACGUCGUUUGAAUGCCCGGGAGGCCGCUGCCUGCCCCUCUCGUGGCGUUGCAACGGGCAGGUGGAAUGUCUCGGGCAAGGCGACGGCGCGGACGAGGAGGGCUGCGGCGCUGAGGAGACCUCGCCCGGACUGCCAUGGGACAGCGAAGCGGCCGAGAGCAACGACGCCGGGGAUUCGGAGAAUCUAAGUCCUGCGGUGCAAAGCCGCAAGGAUGACAGGACAGAUGAGCUGUUGGCCCAGUUGAAGGAGAGGCAGGAGACCGAGCACCCCAGGGAGAGCGCGGGGACGCCCGCUCCCAUCCGCUGGCCCUGCGGAGGACUUCUCCGCACCUUCUACGGGACUUUCUCUCCUCCGUCUCCUCAGGGCCCCCCGUUACUCUGCGUUUGGACUCUGGACCCGGAUGACUCCCGACCCUUGAGGCUGGACCUGCAGCAGCUGGUGUUGGGGCCCGGCGACACGCUGACGGUCCACAACAGAGCGCAAGGCAAAGGAGACGUCAUUAAAAUUAUCACCAGCGCCUCCAACUACAAAUCGGUCCAAGUGGAGUCCCGCACCGGGCUGCUGUCGCUGACUUACCGGACGCUCGCCGGCUCGGAAGGCAGCGGCUUCAACGCCACCUUCCGCGUGGGCACCUACUGUCCGCCCUGGGAGGGCCGCUGCGGUGGGGCCUCGGGGGGCUGCUUCACGCAGGAGCAACGCUGCGACGGCAACUGGGAUUGCCCCGAGAGCGGGAAGGACGAGGAGGGCUGCCGGGGCUGCGGCCGCGACCAGUUUGCCUGCGGGGUCCCCGGCCAGAGGGGGGCGGCCGCGGCGGCGCCCGGCCGCUUCGCCGGCCGCCCCGUGUGUUAUGCCGUCAGCGAGCGGUGCAACUACCAGCUGUAUUGUGGUGACGGCAGCGACGAGAGGGACUGCGCCGUGUGUCAGCCCGGAACCUUCCACUGUGACAGUGACAGGUGCGUGUUUGAGAGCUGGCGCUGCGACGGCCAAGCGGACUGCAAGGACGGCACGGACGAGCUCAACUGCACCAUCAUCCUGCCCCGGAAGGUCAUCACGGCGGCCACGGUGGGCAGCCUGGUGUGCGGGCUGCUGCUGGUCAUCGCCAUGGGCUGCACCUGUAAGCUGUACUCGCUCCGGACCAGGGAAUACAGUAUGUUUGCGCCGAUCAGCCGACAUGAGGCGCAGCUGAUUCAGCAGCAAGCUCCGCCCUCUUACGGUCAGCUGAUCGCGCAAGGCGUUAUCCCCCCAGUGGAGGACUUCCCCACCGAAAACCCCAAUGAGACUUCGUCCUUGUCUCUGAGGGGGAUACUGCAGCUCCUUCGCCAGGACGCCGUCACGUCCCCGCACCGAAGACGCAGGCCCCGCUUCGUCCGCCGCCUGGUCCGCCGCAUGAGGAGGUGGGGCCUGAUCCCCAGGCAGCCCUCCAGGCCCUCCCAGACGGCCGGUGCCGGGCAGCAGCCGCCCGAAGUGGCCCCGGCGGAUCAGGAGUCGAGUCGCGCCGCCCCCGCCGGCUCCUCGUCUUCGGCGGAGGGCGCCAACCGUCCCGUGCCUCAGAAAUUGAGCCUGUCGACUCAGGCUCCGUCGCCGUCCUGCGCUUCCCCGCCGCCGCCUCCGUACUCGCCGCCGGCGCCGCCCUCCGAGGCGCCCCAAACGCCUCCGGUGGCCAUCCCGCCGAGCAGCCCCUCUCUGGCGUCUAUCUUCCACACGCUGGGCGUCAGUCUGUCCUUGUUCAGAGCGUCGCCCUCGUCCGGCAACUCCAUGCCCCUCUCGGCCUCCCCCUCCUACUCCUCGUCGUCGUGCUCCGACGACGACGUGCUGCUCAUCCCGCUUUCCGAAGACACCGCCUCCGACGACGAUGUGCCCAUGCUCACUUGAAUCACCUCCUUGACUAGUGCCUUCCUUUCCUCUUGUCCUUUAAGUCUUUUACCAUUUCGAAAAGCAACUCGAGAGCAUUUUAGAGCAGUGUUUCCUAACCUUUAGCCAACCUAGACAUUUUUUUUUUUUUUUUUUUUGAACAUUAGAUUUAAAAAAUUGCCAUCAGAUGAAAAAAAUGUCAGGAAAAACUGCCGCACCUUUUUGUAGACUAAAUAAUGCUUCCCCGGUAUGUUGACAAUUGCCGAUAUGAACCCCUGGCCAAACCUGCGAUCCCCCCAAAUGUUAUUCAUAUGUUUGAUCUGUUUGUGUUUUUAUGCCAGGUUGGUCUUGCAAAUGAGAAUCUGCCCUCACUUACCUUACCGAUGGUUUGAUUUUCAAAGAGCAAAAAAAAUGUGCACAUGAAAUUCUUGUUUUCAGCCCAAGGCAAGGUUGACGUAGGCUAGAACACAUCGGGUGAGCUUUGAACACAGAGGAAGGCGCUUCCCGAUCCACUUUUUUGACCCCUUCCCAAUGCAGGAUAACAUUUUGGGAGCAAAUGCUGCGGCAUAUGUUUGUAGAUGCUCUUCAGGUAUUCCGGAAAGAGAAAAUGCAUCCCCUGCUCCCGACUGAAGUGCCUUUCUGGAGGAAUUUCCCACAGAACACGCUCUGAUGGCUCGCUGGCAAUAACUCUUCAGAUGCGGGUUUUAGUGCCCUUUUCCUCAACCCUGCCCAAGUGAAUGGAUUGAAAUGUGUUUCUUUGAUGCUGGUUUUUAGGAUGUGUGAAAGAGCCCUCUUACCCCCCCCCCCCCCCCCCCCCCCCCCUUCUAUUUAUUUUGACACUUGUGCCAGUCAAAUGAUUACUCCUAGUCUUGUUGCUUUCUGUCGAAUGUAUCAAAUAGCUCGGAGGCUUUUAAGUUUGCAAUGUUUUGAGAUGAGGAUGAGAAAGUUGAACGUUCCUUUGGGUCAAUUUCACUGUAUAUAAGUCCAAAAUGUGGCUGCGAUUAAAAGAUUUGCACUUUUUA